AUCUUAAAGUACUGAUCACAGUAGAGUCCUGGCUGUUGCUCUUAUGCAACCAACUUCAGCUUUCUCGUUAAGCUGGUUCAACAUUUUCCGUCAUGGUGACACCAAAGACGUAGAUAUUGAUGAUUCAUCCAGACCUCCUCGUCCAACUGGAGAACCUCAAUCUCCAAGGCCAACUGAAGAACCACAACCUUCAAGACCAACUGGAGAACCCCAACCCCCAAAACCAACUGAAGAACCUCAACCACCUCGUCCAACUGGAGAACCACAACCUCCCCAACCAACUGGAGAACCUGCUGACAAGCCCCGUCCUCCAAAACCUGACGAUAAUGGAAGAACACCAAAACCUGAUAAUAAACCAAGACCACUAAAGCCUGAUGAUAAACCACGCCCACCUAAGUCUGAUAAUAAGCCACGCCCACCAAAGCCUGAUGAUACACCACACCCACCGAAGCCUGAUGAUAAACCACACCCACCAAAACCUGAUAAUAAACCACCCUGCCCAACUGGAGAACCUGAACCACCUCGUUCAACUGGUGAACCACAACCACCUCGCCCAACUGGAGAGCCCGAGCCUCCUCGUCCAACUGGUAAACCACAACCGCCUCGUCCAACUGGAGAACCAGAACCAUCUCGGCCAUCUGAUGAACCAUAA
Aethina tumida (small hive beetle) is the source of this 652-nucleotide messenger RNA. Its product is annotated as protein TsetseEP-like. Bases 44 to 652 code for a protein of 202 amino acids. The transcript is spliced from 2 exons. The record is from RefSeq and is a predicted model, not a curated record. NCBI's taxonomy places the organism in Eukaryota, Metazoa, Arthropoda, Insecta, Coleoptera, Nitidulidae.